UCUGCUCUGUCCAGAGCAGAUGCCCCAUUGGUGCACGGCAGAGUCCUCUGCCCUUGGCACCCGACCAGUAGAAGGGGAGUUGAGAAUGUGUGUGCGUCCACAGUGAGAUGUGUGUGUGUGUGUGUGUGUGUGUGUAUGUGUGUCAAGUUGAGAAUGAGUGUGCGUCCACAGUGAGAUGUGUGUGUGUGUGUGUGUGUGUCUCAAGGGAAACAAGUGGGGAGCAGCAAGUGAUUGUGGCCUGUGGCGUGGGUGUUGUCCUUGGCCACCUGGUGACAAGAUAUGGUCCUCUGUCCAUUGUUCGCUACUAAAAUGUUAUGCACAGACAACUAACACAACAGUAUCAGACACAUGACACAGAACAGUACGCUGUUAGUAUCAGACACAUGACACACUCCUGUAACAGCAUUUAUAAGACCAUUUUACACAACAUAUUACUCAGAUCAAUCUAUAACAUUUUAUAUUUACUACGACAGAAGCUUGAGGGCAAAAAAGCUCUAAAGACGACGCACAUAGCUGUUCUACAAACGUCAGCCGUAGGCGUUAGAUUACCAGCGUUUAAAUGCAACGUUAAUGACGGUAACUAGUAACUUAAUACCACAAACAAUGUUAAACAUGCUAGGCCAAAGUCAAGGUUUCAUUCGUUCAUGAUUGUUGGUCCAACGAAGGAGAAAAACAGAAUCUGCGAUGUAAUUGAAUGCACUCGAGAUGCUCAGACAUUGGACAUUAUUUCCUGCCCUUCCCAAAUAUCCCUUUGGCCUCCCACUUCUACACGGUGCCUGCAACAUACCUGUCGUGGGCUCGGCUAUACUACACAGAGCUACAGUACAUUGAACUCCGUGUGACUGGUUGUGGGCCCUCCCUUCUCAAAUAUCCCUAUGGCCGCCUCCUACACCGUGCUUGCAACAUACCUGUCGUGGGCUCGGCUAUACUACACAGAGCUACAGUACAUCUAGUUCUGUAAACAUCUUGAGGUAGCUCCGUGUGACUUGUGUGAGGACGGAACGGAGCGCAGCGCAGCUCGAGGUGGCCAUUCGGAAUAAUUUUACAUCGCUGUGUCUGCCUGCGGUGCACUUCCAGCGGUCAACUUCAAACUAUUUGUUUUUGGGUUUCGGACCUAUUCGAUUUUGUUGUUGUUGCCCCUAGCCGGAGAAGAGGCGAGAGGGAGGGGUAUAGAGUGCGUAAUGAAGGAUACGGAUAAAGAGAAUGAAGGAGGCGGAAGGAGAACGGGAACAGCAAAAUCCGAGAAAGAUCAGAGCUGGAUCCCCAAGAUCAUCAAAAAGAGAGUUUGCACCACGUUCAUAGAGGACUCCUUUAGCAAUGGUGUGUUGUGUCAGUGUGGGGGUGUGCGGGAGACACACUGCUCCAUCGCUACAGGAGACUAUUUCGGGGCGGCCAUCGUCACCCAGUGGGACAGCUCUCAGCACUCCUCAGAGUACCCCACCGACGCCUUCGGAGAGUUGGAGUUCGCAGGGGCCGGCAGGAGACACAGCCAUUUCCUGCGUCUGUCAUGCGACACCCCACCUCAUAUCAUGUACAGCCUGAUGACGGCCCAUUGGGGGGUGCCCUCCCCCAACCUGGUGGUUUCUGUGGUGGGGGGGGGGAGGGGUCACGAGAAGGUCAAGACCUGGGUCAGGGAGGUGCUGAGACAGGGGCUGGUCAGGGCGGCACAGAGCACAGGGGCGUGGAUAGUGACGGGGGGGCUGAGGGAGGGGGUGGGUCGUUGUGUUGGGGAGGCAGUGAGGGAUCAUGCGGCGGCGGCCUCCUCCCUGUCCCAGAAGAAAGUCAUCGCUGUGGGCGUGGCCCCCUGGGGCCUCGUGCACAACAGACAGUGGCUCGUCAACGCUGAGGGUAGUUUUCCAGCACGGUAUUAUGUCCAGAACACAUCCAGUGAUUCGUGCUGCCUGGAUAGUAACUACCAGGCCUUCCUGCUGGUAGAUGAUGGGAGUGUAGGCCGGCGGGGAGGGGAAACAGCCUUCCGGGCUAAGAUGGAGGACUACAUCUCCCACCAGCGCACCGGCAUCUGGGGUAGUGGCAGUAUAGAUGUCCCUGUAUUGUGUAUGCUCAUCUCAGGGGAAGCUGCCAUGCUGGAGAGGAUGGAUCUCUCUCUGAAGAAGGCUACUCCCUGGCUGGUGUUGAAUGGUUCUGGUCCAGCGGCGGACCUUAUCUGUGAGCUGCUGGAUGCCCUGUCAGCCGUGCCCAUGAGCCCCCACUCUCCCCCUCCAGAGGGUGAGGGGAGCGAGAAGGCCAGCGUGGAGCUGCGCGACAGAGCCCGUGAGAGGGUCCGGAGAUACUUCCCUGCCAAGGCAGACCUGGAGAAGCUUGUGGACAGGGCUCUGAGUAUCUAUAAAAACAGAGAUCUGAUCACAGUGUUCCACGGGGAGCAGGAGAGUCCUGAUGAUUUUGAUACAGUGCUACUGAAGGCUCUUGUCAGAGCUAGUAAACGUGUGUCAAGCGAUGCCAGUGAGUACACAGAGGAGCUGAAGCUAGCAGUAGCCUGGAACAGGGUGGACAUCGCUAAGAGUGAACUCUUCAACGGAGACAUCCAAUGGAGGUACGAGGACCUGGAGGACUCCAUGACGGAUGCGCUGAUCAACGACAAGCCCCAGUUCAUACGUCUCUUCAACGAGAACGGCCUCAACAUCCUGGACUACCUAACUUACAGGCAUCUGGAGGUCCUGUACCGCUCGCUGUCCGACAGUUCUCUGGCCUACACGCUGCUCCAGCGGCUUCUCACAGAGAGGCAGGGCCUGGCCGGAUACCUGCCUACCGCUGCCUGCUCUCCGAAAGAGGCCUUAGCCCUCAAGAGCCCCCAGAGCCCCCUAUCAGGACCCUCCUCUGCCAAAGAGCUCAGCUUGUAUGAGGUGUCACAGCUUCUAUGGGACAUCCUGGGAGAUGUGUGUGAGCCCUUCUACUACAGUCUUCUGGGUUUGGACCAGAGCACCAGCACCAGGAGAGCAAUGAAGCAAGUGAAUAAGUUGUUGCUGGGGGAUUGUUCGUACAGGGAGCAGAGCUGUCUCAACCCGUGGGCCUCUCUGUUCAUCUGGGCUGUGCUGCAGAACCGCAGCGAGAUGGCCGUCUACUUCUGGGAGAUGGGAGGGGAGUCUGUCCACAGUGCUCUGGCAGGCUGUAAGAUUCUGAGGGAGCUGUCUAAGCUGGAGAGUGAGACGGAGACCAAACUCUCUAUGAAGGAGCUGGCCCAGAAGUUUGAGAACUUGGCCCUUGACGUGUUCAGUGAGUGCUACCAGAGCAGUGAGAGCCGCUCUUUCACCCUCCUUAUAAGGCAGUCUCCAGUGUGGGGCAAAGCUACUUGUCUGCAGAUGGCCACCUCAGCCGACGCCCGCCACUUCUUCAGCCACGAUGGUGUGCAGUCUCUGCUGUCUCAGAUCUGGUGGGGAGAUAUGAAGAGGAGCACGAAGGUCUGGAAAUUGGUCCUCACCUUCUUCUUACCCCCCCUCAUCUACACCAACCUCAUCAGCUUCAGGGAACAUGAGGAAGAGGGGAAGUCAGAGGAGGUGCCUCAUGGUCGAGACACAGAGAGUCUGGACGGAGGAGAUGCCACUAUGUUCUCCCUCUCCGACGUCAUGCAAACGGAAGAGGAUGUCGAGGAAUAUGCUGCUCUAAGGGCCAAUCUGAAAAGUGCCCCCUCCUCCAAUCCCAAGAGGCCCUUCGUACUGCUGCGCUGGAGGGAGUUCUGGUUUGCGCCCGUCACCUCGUUCCUAGGCAACGUGCUGAUGUACUUCCUGUUCCUCGGCCUGUUUGCUUAUAUCCUAUUGUUGGACUUCAAGCCACCGCCCCCACACGGCCCGUCCACCUUAGAGUUUGUCCUCUACUUCUGGGUCUUCACCAUGGUCUGUGAGGAGUUUCGACAGACAUUCUUCAGUGGCAGCACCACUUUAUAUCAGAGAAUGAAGCUCUACAUCGAGGACAUGUGGAAUAAAUGUGACAUCACGGCCAUCUCACUCUUUGCGCUGGGAAUGUGCUGCAGAAUGUUCCCGUGGUCCUAUGAGUUUGGCCGUGCUGUGUUGGCUGUGGACUACAUGGUGUUUACCCUCCGUCUCAUCCACAUCUUCGCCAUCCACAAACAGCUGGGACCCAAGAUCAUCAUUGUUGAGAAAAUGAUGAAAGACAUCUUCUUCUUCCUGUUCUUCCUGGCGGUGUGGCUCCUGGCCUACGGCGUAGCCAAUCAGGCGCUGCUCUACUCCUACGACCCCCGUCCCGGUUGGAUAUUUCGCAGAGUGUUCUACAGGCCAUACCUCCACAUAUUUGGACAGAUCCCCAUACACGAAAUGGAUGCUGAUAAACUGGAGGAGGGGAGAGAGUGCACCAAUAACGCCACCCUGGUCAAGGCGGGGGCAGAGCCCUGCAUGAGUACCGACCACAAUUGGCUGGUGGUCAUCUUAUUGGUCAUCUUCCUGCUGGUCACCAACAUCCUCCUGGUCAACCUGCUCAUUGCCAUGUUCAGUCACACGUUCUCCAAAGUGCAGGAACACAGCGACACCUACUGGAAGUUCCAGCGCUACAACCUGAUCGUGGAGUACCACUCCAGACCCUGUCUGGCACCACCCUUCAUCCUCAUCUCCCACCUCCACCUCAUCAUCAAGAGACACAUCCGCAAGAUCCCCUCCACGAAGAUCAAACACUUUGUUCUGGAGAUCCAUGGUAGGGAGGCCAGUAGACUGAACACGUGGGAGGCCAUCCAGAAGGAGAAUAUACUGUUUGCCCAGAACAAACGAGAGAGAGAGAAAGACUCAGAGAGACUCAAACGUACCUCCGUCAAAGUGGACAGUGUAUUAAAGCAGAUGGCAGAGAUCCGGGACCACGACCGCAGGCUGAGAAUGCUGGAGACAGAGUUGGAGUACUGUACUAGUGCCCUCUCCUGGAUGACGGAAGCUCUCUCUCAGAGUAACUUGAUAAAGACCACACGUCCUCCGCCCGCUCUCAGAGAUCUGACCCCAAUCUCUCCAACUAUCUGACAAAUGUCUGAUGGAGAAUAGUGAAAUCUAGAUGUGCACACACACGCCUCUUAGCUGUCAAUUGAUGUUGAUGAUGACAAAUGUUCCUCUUGUGGAUCAGGGGUAGGUGUGUGUUAUCGCUUUAAACACACACACACACACACACACACACACACACACACACACACA
Coregonus clupeaformis (lake whitefish) is the source of this 5141-nucleotide messenger RNA. Its product is annotated as transient receptor potential cation channel subfamily M member 4-like. The transcript is spliced from 27 exons. Gene Ontology annotation, cellular component: membrane. Gene Ontology annotation, biological process: calcium ion transmembrane transport. Lineage: Eukaryota; Metazoa; Chordata; Actinopteri; Salmoniformes; Salmonidae. Gene Ontology annotation, molecular function: calcium-activated cation channel activity; ligand-gated calcium channel activity. The coding region runs from base 1182 to 4973 and encodes 1263 amino acids. The record is from RefSeq and is a predicted model, not a curated record.